Molecule: messenger RNA, 1548 nt
Organism: Penicillium verhagenii
Lineage: Eukaryota; Fungi; Ascomycota; Eurotiomycetes; Eurotiales; Aspergillaceae
Product: translation initiation factor eIF-2B subunit family protein
Exons: 2
Coding region: 1-1548 (515 amino acids)
Molecular function (GO): hydrolase activity; S-methyl-5-thioribose-1-phosphate isomerase activity
Source: RefSeq, a predicted model, not a curated record
AUGUCGACUCAGCAAAGUCAGCCCGAGUUGAAAUCGAGAUCAGUGGUCUCUUGCUUCAUUUUCUCAGUUGAAAAGGCCACUCUACGGGUCGCUUUGUUUCAACGAACCCCUAUCGCAGGAAAUAUAAAUGCGCAUGAAUCACCACUUGCAGCUGCAUGGCGGGAGAUACAAGAAGAAACCACCUUGACAACACAACAACUGGAGUUUUGGCGAUAUGGAAAGCCAUAUUCAUUCAGCGAUCCGGCUGUGGGGCGAAAGUGGACUAUUCACCCCCUAGCAUUUCGUUUUCGAGACACCGAGGGUAGCGACCUGGACAACUCAAUGAUCAAAAUUGACUGGGAACACGAAGAUUGGGGCUGGUAUCGACCGGAGAACGUGAUGAGCGAUGAGAAGUUCGGCGGUAUCCCUCGCCUGGCAAAAAGUCUUGGACGAGUGUGGUUUGAAAGGGAGAUGCCACAAGGGUCAAGUCAAGCAUUGCAAUCCUGCCUCGAAGAACUUCAGAUAAAUCAACAACGGGCAUCCAAUGAAUUGACCUCUAUCGCACUAAAAGGAUUCCGAGAUGUGCUAGUACAUCUCGACAGCGAUCCGAAAUGGUGGGAUACUACCAGAAUGGCAGCUUGGCAUAUCUGGAAGAACGGCCAUGAAAGCAUGGCAGUUGGCACUUUAAACGCCUUGCUAGCGGCUCUUCGUGACAUUGAGGACGUUAUCGAUCGCAAUCUCGAUAAUGAAACGAGAUGGGAUCGUGUCCUUGCCGUUCUGGACCACAAUCUUGCGGAGCACCGAAUGCUGCCGUCGCGAAUCCAAGAGUCCUUUGUCGAUUAUCUCCAGAGGCAUUACAUUUCAACGGCGAACACGCAAUCACGCCAGAAGCUUACGAUUCUUACACUGUCUGCCAACUCGACCAUUCGAGACGGACUUCUGGAUGCUCUUGCGUCCACACCUAUAUCCCAUCUCGACAUACAUAUUCUCGAGUCUCGUCCACAUUUUGAGGGCGCCACCAUGGCUUCGUCUCUGGUGGCUGAAUCCGAGGCAAAGUUUAUAUCAUCGCCGCAUCGGGUUGUGAAAGUGACAGUGCACACAGAUGCCUCUGCUGCUCUUGCCUCUAUCAAUGUGGACUUGGUGCUUAUAGGAGCAGACUGGAUUUCCAGCUCGGGUUGUGUGAGCAGCAAGACGGGGUCUUUGCCAGCUGUUCUCAGUGCGAAGCAUAUCAGCCCAAAUUCGAAGGUCUUGAUUCUGGGUGAAUCAGAGAAAGUAUCUUACAUGGAUAGAGAAGCCCACCACGAGUGCCGGGAAUGUGACCCCACUGAAGUGAUGAGUACUUGGCUCAAUAGCGGGAUCAAAGGAGUCAAUAUUCUUCAGGGGUCGCAGGACCUUGACCCCGAAGCUUCGACAUGCACGACGCGCGUGAAGAAUGUUUAUUUUGAGUGGGUUCCAGCGGAUCUCAUUGAUGGAUACGUUUGUGAAGACGGGACGGUUGAUGUCUCGGUGAUUCAGCAAAGGGCGAGAGAAGUGAAGAAGAGGUCGAAUAGGUAUUUUGAAUCUUUGUAG